Beauveria bassiana ARSEF 2860 is the source of this 606-nucleotide messenger RNA. Its product is annotated as quinone oxidoreductase. The record is from RefSeq and is a predicted model, not a curated record. NCBI's taxonomy places the organism in Eukaryota, Fungi, Ascomycota, Sordariomycetes, Hypocreales, Cordycipitaceae. The transcript has 3 exons. The coding region runs from base 1 to 606 and encodes 201 amino acids. Gene Ontology annotation, molecular function: NAD(P)H dehydrogenase (quinone) activity; FMN binding.
AUGGUCAAGAUUGCGAUUGUCUACUACUCCAUGUACGGCCACAUCAAGCAGCUGGCCGAUGCCGAAAAGAAGGGCAUCGAAAAGGCUGGUGGCACCGCCGACCUUUACCAGAUCCCCGAGACCCUGUCUGAGGAUGUCCUCGCCAAGAUGCACGCUCCCCCCAAGGCCACCGACGUGGCCGUCCUAGAGGAUCCCAAGACGCUCCUCGACUACGACGGCUUCCUGUUUGGCAUUCCCACCCGUUACGGAAACUUCCCCGCCCAGUGGAAGACUUUCUGGGACAAGACUGGCGGCAUCUGGGCUUCUGGCGGCUACUGGGGCAAAAAGGCCGGCCUCUUCAUCUCGACAGGCACCCUCGGCGGCGGCCAAGAGUCGACGGCCAUUGCCGCCCUGUCCACGCUCACGCACCACGGCAUCCAUUACGUGCCGCUCGGCUACGGCAAGACGUUUGCGCAGCUCGCCGACUUGAGCGAGGUGCACGGCGGCUCGCCCUGGGGUGCCGGCACCUUUGCCGCCGGCGACGGCUCCCGCCAGCCCACGGCCAAGGAGCUCGAGAUUGCCACCCUCCAGGGCGAGGCCUUUUACAACGCCAUCAAGGGCGCUUGA